This is a messenger RNA of Racocetra persica, 157 nucleotides long. NCBI's taxonomy places the organism in Eukaryota, Fungi, Glomeromycota, Glomeromycetes, Diversisporales, Gigasporaceae. The record is from the annotation of a GenBank genome assembly.
CAGCUGCAACCACAAAUUCAACUAUUAAAUCAACCAGACAGACUGAAAAGAAUGAUUAUGAUUCUAUUGUUAUCCAGGAGGUAGACAUUAAUGAUAUUGUGUAUGUUGAGAUCGACUGCCUUGAUGUGAGAGACCUUAUUGAGCGCAAAAUUAAAGA